AUGAAAAGUAUCGGGGGUAUGCACUCGAAAAAUCGUAACGAGCUAAGCGUCGUUGAUUUGAAGCUUUACUCUAAAAUUAGGUUUCUUUUAGCAAAUUACUGGCCGUUCUUAGAGCUGACCGGGCACGAGGCAGAAUGUGCCCCACGCACAAAUGUAGAGAUUUUGAAGGUUGAUCUGGGCAAGCCAAGACAGAUACUAGCCGCUACAUUAGAUACACUAGUCGCAGACCUUCAGAAAGGUGGCAUGGUUGGGGACACACUUCUGCGAUAUUUUGCUGAAGGAGACGUGGCCUUAAUAGCUGUGUCCAGAGCCCCCACCGUCCCACCGUCGCCAAGCCUGGCAUUUCAUGCUAGCUGCUUUCCAUCAAAGCUGUCGACUGUCGUGGCAAUGCUCAUACUUGAUCAAAUCGCAGAUCUCGACAAGGACGCAUUUCCUCUCGCACAACUCAUCGCACUUGCCCGUGAUACGAUUACGGCUGCCAUUUUCCCGCCGAAUGGCUACACGGAAGACCGGGCGUGCCACGAAGAUACUUGCAGACACCGUACUUUGAGACUCUGCAUGAAGCGCGGUUGGCGACUCAUGUCUCUCACAAGGCAGGCGCAGAUCGGGAAGAUAACAGCGCGAGCGCUUUUCACCCCACGACGCGAAGACCCUCUUCAUCGGUAUCAAACUCGUCGUCUUGCGGCGCAACAGCGCCCAAUACUGGCCUGCCCUGGCUCCAUGUCAUGGAUCAGAUACACGCGUUACCUCGGUCGAUGCGACGCGCACUUUUCUGCGGCAUUGCCGCAGUGCAGUUCUGUGCGCAAGAUCUACGUUAGAGUCUUUCAUUAUGCCUUUGACAGGCCAUCGCAGCCUCCGAAGGUGUCCCAAUCGGAGCAACGACAGCAUUCGCAGAACAAAUUGAAUGGCGAAAAUGGUGAUUCAACCAAUGAAAUUACAGAAAGGCCCGAAGAUGGGGCAUUCAGUGAUCUUCUAUUACGAAUCAUUCUCGCGGUAGAUCCCAGCUGCCUUGAGACUUUCUUGCGGACUCUAGACACUGAUGCACUGGGCACUCUUGUUCCGAUGUUUCUCCGUCCAUCUCUAAAUGCUGCAUCGAAUAUAGGCACGGGUAGUCACGACAUGCCAGAUCAUCGACAGCUCAUUGCGCUUCUGAAAGACAAACCCGCAGCGCUUGUUGCCGCCAUUGAUGGUCUCUUCUUUCCAGGCGAAGAAACGAGCAUGUCACAAAAAGGGCCAUGCGCAUUACAACGUGGGAAUGAAUUUGCUAGCCAAGCAGGUCUCUUUGCUAAGCUCAACGCCGUGUCGCCCUUGUUUGGACCGCGUCUAGUGUGUGAGACGAGAUUCAACGAUGGAGACCUCCUCAUUGGAGCCAUCACGUGUAUUGAAGAUGCAUCGUUCCACGAACGCCUGUGGGAACUGUUCAAGUAUCAAUCAAAGCACCAGUCACCUGAGGCUAAGGUGGUUGAAACGUAUGACAAUGCCGCAGUCUCGUCUAUCCCUCCAGGUGUCAACUGCGCAAAGGAUGAUGAGUCAAAUUUAGCUUCCAAAUCCCCUUUGGUGUCAGCACUAACAAAGGAAUUCGGAAACAGAAUUACUUAUGCCCACGACACACUAACAUUGCUUCAGGCAACUGAGGAUGCUGAACACACUCUCAUCCUUGCACCGAUUCGUCGGCAAGCAGCGAUCAUAAUCCAGGCUGCUGUGCGCGCCUCUAUUCAAACGAAGCUUCAUCUAUGCUCCUGCAGUACAGGAACGCAGACCGACUCUUCUCAGCCGCGGACACCCUACAAUAUCGACAUUCCUGGAUCCAUGGCUACUUUGAAUCCAUUUGACGCAACCCGUGAUGAUAUUCAUGCUCUGCGCCUGCGUGCAUCUGCGUAUGGGUUCGACAGGAACACCGGGAUCGAAGAAUACAUAGCAAAGCUUGGAACUCAAAUAGACUGGACCACGUGGCGCAGUAGAGCACUCAACUUAGGAUUUGGCGACAAUAUUGACGCCUUUUUAACCAUGCAUGCAUCCUGUGUCGAAUGGGACAGCCUCCGCUAUCUUGCACAUCACGCUGGCUGCGAGGAUAAUGUCGAGAAAUUUCUUGAGGAUAAAGGUGCUACUAGAUUUGUUCACUCCAAGGUAUCGGCUAAAGUUUCUCUACCUGAUACCUUGCAAAAUGCUGAGUUCUCGGAGGUCGAUGCACAGAAAUCCGACUGGGCCGCCUCGAACGUCGCAGAGAGCUCGCCUAGAUGUAAGAUGUACGCGAUAGCAUCUGCCAAUAUUGGAACAGGAUCUGAUCCACAAUUUGACAGUUCAAAGGAUAAAUCCGAGUUGCUGGAAACUGACAUUGUCUUGCAAUGCCCCGGCCGUGGCAAUGAUGCUCGCUCAACGAGUGAGAUUGAUGCAGGGGCUAGCAGCCGGCCAAGUACGCAAACACAAGCCCUGCGUCUUGAGAGCGGGACUUUUUCACAUCGAAGUCCCGACGGGAAUCCCAGAUCAGGUACUUCAGUGUCUAUUCUAGAAUCGACAGGGGGGAAUUCUAUAUCUGAACUAUUCGUACCAUGGGCCGACUUCUUGUGCCCGCAGUGCUCCUGGUCGGAACGCACGAGUGCAAGCCAAGCUCAGGGAAUGAGGGACGAAUCGACUAUUUUGGGUAUCGCAAAAUCAACUGACGCUCGGGUGGCAAGUACUUCUCUUAUCGGGACCGUAGAGGAACAUGCGCCACCCGAAAUGUCCAUGUACAAGGGCCCUCCUCUCCUCGACUUUGAGAAGCGAAUGAUUUCAACGCCUUCACAACCUCAAGUUGAUGUCGAGUUCUCGCCAUAUCUCAAAUUGCUCGUUGGCAAGGUGGCAGCUAGUACGCUCUCGAAUGUCACACCUCUUUCAUUGGAAGCAUCACUUCUCCGAAUAAACCGUAUCCUUGCCGAUAAGGCUACUUUAGACGCUGCCGUGGCAAGGGAUGGGCAUGUGCCUCAGUCUCUACCAGGCUACAUCUCGAGCUGGCACGUGAUGCGAUUUGGACAGAGAGAUGCAGCCCGGCAACACGAAAUACGACUUCGCGCGCGUGUGUUUGCCUUUCUUGGUUCCUAUCGUAGGAUGACCACCUGCCACGACAGCACUAAUGAGACUUUGGACGCCUUCGCCAGGCGCCGUAUGCGCCAAUUUUGUGACUUGCUUGGUGUGUCCCCGGUGCGUGCACCGCUUUACUCACCCCUCGUCCAGCAUCAAUUCAUAAUCCUUCUCUGGCGAUUGUUUCCGGGCGACCCUCGCUCAACAGCUGAUGCACUUUUACCCGCCCAAUUAAGACGCAGGGAGAACGCGGGCUCAGCGUUUCAGAGUCGGCAGACAGAUGUAGUCCCACUAUCGCGCGUUGUCUGUGCACUGAUUGGCUCCGGUCUCAACGUUGAUGUCGACGAACCGGUUGCAUCAGAGAUGCAGCUCAAACAGCUUCUCAAGAAAGCCCGGGCGCUCCCUCAGGUGUCACGCCGCGACACUUCUGGGGCGCUUCUUGGCCGAGGUAUUGCAGUAAAUGAUAUUCUCGACCUUGCCCUUAAUUUUAUGUUUGAUCGAGCUAAAGAGAUCCAAGGGCGCCUGCGCGCCAGUCUCAAAUCAUUUAAUCCGAAUGGUGAUGAGUGCUUCUCCUGGUUUGAGUUCUCAAGUCUGCUUAAGUCCCUUGAUGCAAAGCCGAAUCUCUCCUUCGAGGACACCGUUCAGCUGUUUGAAGAGGUCCAGGGAGACACUCCGACCGUCGCAGAUCAGGCCAGCAACAAGGAAAGCAAUACAGAGAGUGAGUGUGCAUUCAUUGACUCGGUGCGGUUUGCUCGUGGUGCGUGGAAGUCCGGUGUGUUUAAGCAUGUGAAUAAGACAAAGAGACAUAAUCCCGCGUCGACGAUGGCGCUGCAGGCAGGUAUUCGGAACUGUCGUGCUUUGUGCACAGCAUCUAUGGACCAUCAGCCCGAUAUUUCUGUGGCAGACUGGUGUCCAAGCGGGAAACCAGAUUUGGUAAAAUUAGAAUCAAGUUCCAAGUGUCUCGCCGGGUCCGCUCCUAACGCAAAGCUAAAAAAUGCACGUCGCACGGUGGUUGCUGAUGCCAUUAAGCGUCAAGGAGGUACUAGCUGCGUAUCGUUUCAACAGAGCAGUGGCUACAAGAAUUUUGGACUUAAAAGUGCCUCCAAAUCCCUCAAGUCUCAUCCCUCUGGCUGCAAGGUCACUCAUCACAGUCCCUCUAGAGGUGUAGUUUUUGCACGCCUGAAGCACAAGCAGUUUGCAUCAUCUGCGAUACCGGCAGCUACCGGAUCUUCAUUCCAGGUCGAAGUUCUUCAAAACAGAGCGGCAAGGAAGAUUUACUAG
Molecule: messenger RNA, 4338 nt
Organism: Aureococcus anophagefferens
Lineage: Eukaryota; Pelagophyceae; Pelagomonadales; Pelagomonadaceae
Exons: 8
Coding region: 1-4338 (1445 amino acids)
Source: RefSeq, a predicted model, not a curated record